This is a messenger RNA of Malus domestica (apple), 1549 nucleotides long. The record is from RefSeq and is a predicted model, not a curated record. NCBI's taxonomy places the organism in Eukaryota, Viridiplantae, Streptophyta, Magnoliopsida, Rosales, Rosaceae.
ACUAUAGAGCCGAACAAAAGCACAUGUCUGAAAUGGAUUCUUAAUUUAUCUGCUUUUGUUCAACCAUAAAAGUUAGGGUUUGAAGUACCCCAGUAGUCCAUCCCCUUAGUGAUCAACGAUCCAUUGCCCAUGCGCAUCUAGAGAGAGAGAGAGAGAGAGAGAGGGAGGGUAGUGCAUGUCUGAGUUAGCUACCUAGUUAACUUGGGGAGAAAAAGAGAGGGAGAGAGAGAGAGAGAGAGAGAGAGAGAGAGAGAGAGAGAGAGGGGUAGUGCAUGUCUGAGUUAGCUACCUAGUUAACUAGGGGAGAAAAAUGGUGAGGGCUCCAGCUCCUUCACCUUGUUGUGAGAAGAUGGGAAUGAAGAAGGGACCGUGGACGCAUGAAGAAGAUGAGAUAUUGAUUUCUUACAUCCAAAAAUAUGGACAUGCGAAUUGGAGAGCGCUUCCAAAACAAGCUGGUCUAUUGAGGUGUGGAAAGAGUUGCAGGCUUCGGUGGUUUAACUACUUGCGGCCGGACAUUAAACGGGGGAACUUUAGCAGGGAAGAAGAAGAAACUAUCCUCAACCUGCAUAAACUUCUUGGAAACAGAUGGUCUGCCAUUGCGUCGAGCUUGCCAGGCAGGACAGACAACGAAAUAAAGAACUUCUGGCACUCUCACUUGAAGAAGAGAUCAAGAACGUAUUUUAGACUUGAUGAUUAUGAUCAGCAGAAGCACUUCUCGUCAAAAAGUACUUUUCCAGUUCCGGGGUUAAUUCAUGAGCCUCCUUCCUCUUCCAACCCUGCCGUACCAAUCCCGAACAAUGAUGGUUCCAAGACCAGUAUUGAGGACAUAGAUUUUUGGUACAACCUCUUUAUGAAAGCAGGAGAGGCUCCAAAGAGUAGUACUGCAUGAUGGAGAUGUAGCAUAAUUAGAGAAGGGCAUACAGAAGAGUUUGAAUUCCUGUUUUCAAUUUUGAGAGGUUGCGUUAAUUGGUUAACAUUGUAACAUAUAUGAACGAGGAGAGAUUUUUCAGUGUAACCGGAACACAAGGUAGUACACCACGUAUCAUUAUACAAAUUGUGAGAUAUGUGUGUUAAAAAGUUAAUAACUUAAAAAAAAAAUUUAUCACCACUUAUAUAAAAACAUGUAGUGUACCACUCGUGUUCCGGUCACAAUAAAAAAUUUAUCAUGAAUUAGAACUUCAAUAUACAAUAAAGAAGAGAUCAAGAAAAUCUUUCUUUCAGGCGGAGAAGUCUUUACAUGUUAAGUGAAUCACGAGAACUUCAACAUGAACAACCUAGUAGAAUCCUGAAUCACAUAUCCCAAAGGUACCUCUUUAUGAAGGCAGGAGAGCCUUGAAAAUUUAGUACUGCAUGAUGGAGAUGUAUACCAAAGUUAGAGUAGCAGAAGACUACGGAAUUUUGGUUUCAGUUGAACGGUUCGAGUUUUUUUUUUUUUUUUGUUUUUGUUUUUGGAGAUCAACUUUUUGAAAUGUUCGAGUUAAAUGGUUAGUAUUGUAACAAAUAUGUGAAUGAGAAUUCAGUAUACAAUAAAGAUAACAGUGACCAUGAA